CCAAAGGCUAAAUCCCGGGGCAGGCUCCGGACACAGCACCAGACACUUCCCGGGCGGGCGGGGAUCAGCGAGCUGCCAUUAUUACCGGAAGUGAAGCGCUGACAGGGACCGGAAGCAGCUGAUGACCUCUGACCCACCAGUGAAAACAAGAGCGGAGCUGGACGGGACCGCGGAAGAACACCGGGUGAGGGCGCUGCAGAGGCUGCACAACGGCCCGUCCCGGCAUGCUCGUAACCAGGUCUGGCAGGUCGAUAUCAAUAUUAGAGAAGAAUAAUGCCUAUCCGUGGACUGUGGAUCUUCUAUCACCGGCCAGGGGGACGAGGAGAAGUAAAGUUCUCAAGACAUUACCCUACAGUGGAGAAACGAGCCAAGGCCUUCAACAGGGCAAGCUAUGUGAACGUCCCGGAAGAUGUAGACCUCUUAAAAGCAUUGCUCCAUGAACUUGGACUGACAAACGAGGAGAAAAACUUUGUGGAAUACAGAGAUAACUGCGCCAGGAUCAGUAAAACAAAUGUAUACUCCCUGGUGGUUUCUGAAGGAAACCUCUGGCCUGUCCUGGCCAUUCAGAGUGGUGACUUUAUCUACGUAUGUCUUCCUCUGGUGGAGCAGCUACUGACGCCUGUCCCACCACUUAUUAAUGUUAGUAGUAUCUCUGAAGCAUUUUCCCUUUUAUCUGGAAUUAUGCAGUUUGUGAAUUCUGGACACAACGCGGAGGCGGAUGUUUCCUCUAGGCUCACCCAGCUUCCACUUCUGGUGACACAGGCCUGUCCGCUAGGCUCUCCACUGGACACUGACUUUUUUGCAUUGCCUGAUAAUCUAAGCAACGCAUCUGCAAACCAGUCUUAUAAAUCUCCGGCGUGGAAGACCACCAAACAAAAAGGCAAAGCUCAAAUUGAAGUUUAUAUCACAGAAAAAGUGGAUUCCACACAGUAUGACAAAGGGGAUGAUAGUGACACGUGGCAGGUGCAUGGGACAGUGUCCUGCAAGUGUAAUUUGGAAACAAUCAGCCCAAAUGUAAUAGUCGGCUUGAAUCUUCCUGCCAAUGGCUCCCCCCUUCAGGAUAUCCUGGUCCAUCCCUGUGUGACUUCCAUUGACUCUUCCAUGCUGAUCUCAAGCAGCGUGGCUGCGACAGACGACUCUGCUUUCAACGGGCCGUACAAAUUUCCAUUCAUUCCGCCCUUUGAUUUGUUCCAAUUGUGUUACUACACAUCCCAGGUACCUGUGCCUCCCAUAUUAGGUUUUUACCAGUUGACAGAUGAUGGACAUCAGGUACAGAUAUCGGUUAAACUAAAGCUUCACGAGAGCAUAAAGAAUGGGUUUGAUUACUGUGAAGCACAAAUACCCUUUUUCAACAAAGGCCAGAUAAAGCAUUUUGAAUAUAAAGUAAGCCACGGGCAUCUUGAAUUAUCAAGAGAGAAGAGUCUUGUAGUUUGGGUGAUAGGCCAGAAGUUUCCCAAAUCCUUAGAGAUUUCCUUGUCAGGAACUGUGACUUUUCUCUCGGAGAAACACCUGAACGACCCAGUGGAUCCCAUUUGUGUUGGAAACACUGCUUAUGUCAAAGUAAGUUAAGGAAUGAGGUGUUUAUUUUAACGAGGUUAUCUAAGACUUUAAACUUUGUCUCCUAUCCUUAGGAUAACCUAUCAAUAUGAAAUCAGUGCGAGUAUGACUCCUGGCAUUCCUGCCGUUUCCUUGAUGUUUAAAGAGGCUGCAUCAUACCAGAGAGAACCACCUCCAUAUUUAUGGUUUACCAGGUACAGCUUUGUACGCCUAGUAGUGGCCAUGCCUGGUAUUGUAAUACCAGGCUCUGCCACUAGUAAAAGUAUGGAGCUGUGCCUAGUAAACAAUGGCAGAGCCAGGGUGUUUCCUACACAAGUUCAUGUAUUGUAUACAUCCGAAUGUUUGCGUGGUGCUAAAACUCUUGUUGU
Molecule: messenger RNA, 1925 nt
Organism: Bufo bufo (common toad)
Lineage: Eukaryota; Metazoa; Chordata; Amphibia; Anura; Bufonidae
Gene: AP5M1
Product: adaptor related protein complex 5 subunit mu 1
Exons: 8
Coding region: 274-1569 (431 amino acids)
Biological process (GO): endosomal transport
Cellular component (GO): AP-type membrane coat adaptor complex; late endosome; lysosome
Source: RefSeq, a predicted model, not a curated record